GCAGCCUGAGCGAGGCUGCUGAGCUCCCUGGGCGUCGCUCUCGUGCGCCUCUUCGGGCGGGAGUCUGCGGCGGAGGCGGCGGAUCUGCUGCGCGAGGCCGCGGCCGCAGACCCCCAGCGCUGGGUCGCGUUCUGCCACCUCGCCAAGGCGCUGGCGCUGCUGCGGGAGCUGGCGUCGAAGAAGGGCCUCGCGGAGGCGGCCGCGAGCCUGGACGAGGAGCGGGCCGAGGUGCUGCGUGCGGCCUGCCGGCUUCGCCCCGAGGACCCGGGCACGCGCUUCCGGCUGGGGAUGUUGCUCAAGGACAGGACCGCCGAGGCCGACCGGGUGGAGGCCGCGGAGUGCCUGGAGCGGUACCUCGCCCUGGCGAGCAGGUCGCCCCCGGAGCCCGGUGCCAGCGCACCGUCGGCAGCCCACAGGAACCAGGCCUGCACCGCCAGCCACUUCCUCGCGGCGCUGCGCGGCGACGCCACCGCCGCCGCGCCGGCACAGUACGUCGCGGGCCUCUUCGACGCGUACGCCGACAGGUUCGACGACCACCUGGUCAACGACCUCGGCUACAGGACGCCGCAGAUGAUCGCCGACGAGAUCCAGCGGGCGGCGCCGUGCCAGGCGGGGUUCGAGUGCUGCGCUGACCUCGGCUGCGGCACUGGUCUCACUGUGCCGCUGCUGCGCCAGCUGGGAGUGCGCCGCCUUGAAGGAGUGGACCUGUCGGCAGGGAUGCUGCGCAAGGCGCGGGAAAACUACGGGCCUGGUGUCGGGUACGAUCGUCUGGUGUGCGGCGACCUCGUGGACAUCUUUGCGCCCGAGGGGCAAGGCAGCCCCGCUCCGACGUUCGACCUCGUCGUCGCGGCGGACGUGUUCGUGUACGUGGGGGACCUGGCCCCCGUGCUGUCGGCCACCUCCCAGUGCCUGGCGCGGCCGCACGGCCUGGUGGUGUUCUCCACCGAGGCACCGCCCCGCGGCGGCGGGGCCAACGAGGACGCUGGCAGAGUGCCGGCUGGCGGCUUCCGCCUGGGCCCCCAGGGCAGAUACCUGCACUCGGCGGCGUAUGUGCGCGCGACUGCGGAGGCCUGCGGGCUGACGCUGACCCGGAGGAGCAGCGUGGUGCUACGCUACAACGGCGGCAAGCCCGUGCACGGGCACAUCCACGUGCUGCGACCGGCGGGGGAGGCCCGCAGCUGACCGACGCGGGCACGCGCGCGCAGGCCUUCGCGCAGCGAGGGCGGUUCGGCCUCUUCUGCGCGUCUGCUGGCGCUGGCCCGACUUGACGCUGGCCCUGGGGAGCCGCCUUCCGGCACCACGGCGGCAAGCCGGUGCACGGGCACACCGCGCAUGCCAAGGAGCGCGGUGAGCGCAAAUUUUCGGCCAUCCGCUCGGGCUUUUCGGGUCGCCGCAGCCCCCCCCCUCGCCACACCCCACCCCCGCGGCGGGGAGGCGGGUCCAGGGCCGCCGCAAGAGGUGCCGGCGCGCGUCCGGAAGUGUAUCCUCAUGUCGGCUUCAGUCCUCUAGCAAUAAUAUGUUUUGCCCAGCUGCCGAGCCUUGCACAUGACCGAUCUUGGCGCGUGUGCGCAUACUUGUCCAGCUUCUUUUUUGGCGUGCGCUGAUCGCAUUUGCAAUAAUAUAAGUUAUUCCGCGCUGGUUAGGUCUCCACGCCACUGCUUACAACAUCUUCCGGAUGAUGUUUCCAGCGUGUUAGCGCGCGACUGCAUCUUUUCAGCGUAAGUUCGUGUCGCUUAGACUCAUAAACUUCUCUGCUGCAGAGCGUAAGUUGAAAAAGCGAGUUGGCGUCGAGUUUUCGCCGCCAAAGGGGAGCUGACUGAAUUUGUUAACCCAUGUUCAGGAGUUCGCGCAACAACCGAAGGCAGGC
This is a messenger RNA of Prorocentrum cordatum, 1867 nucleotides long. The record is from the annotation of a GenBank genome assembly. Lineage: Eukaryota; Dinophyceae; Prorocentrales; Prorocentraceae.